AGUCCUAAUUUUUACGAUUACAGUUCGGUUUGCUUGCAUUUAUUGAAAAAUCGUAAAAAAAUCAACAAACUAUGAAUCGAAAGGAUAAAAGAGAAGAUGAAGAUGGUGUACUCAGCAUCUUUCAGAAUCUAGAUAAAACAACGCUGAUUCAAGAAGCAAGAUAUUUCAACUCAACACCAGUGUACCCACGAAAAUGUAUUCAUAUUUUAACGAAAAUAAUUUUUUUGUUGAACCAAGGGGAGAAACUAACCACCCAAGAGGCAACCGACAUGUUUUUUGCAACGACGAAACUAUUCCAAUCCCAGGAUAUUGUUCUACGUCGACUGGUUUACCUAUGCAUCAAAGAGUUGAGUCCUAUGGCUCAAGACGUGAUUAUCGUAACUUCUUCGCUUACCAAAGAUAUGACUGGCAAAGAGGAUUUGUACCGAGCAUCGGCUAUUCGUGCGUUAUGUUGUAUAAGCGAUAGUACAAUGUUGCAAGCUAUAGAACGUUAUAUGAAACAAGCAAUUGUUGACAAGAACCCUGCUGUCAGCUCUGCUGCUUUGGUGUCUACACUGCAUUGGUCUGCUAGUGUCCCAGACCUAGUGAAGCGAUGGGUGAAUGAGGCACAGGAGGCCAUCAUGUCUGAUAAUACAAUGGUAUCCUACCAUGCAUUAGCUGUGGUUGCAAGUUGUCGUCGCAACGAUCGGUUAUCUUUGGUAAAACUUAUUACAAAACUAUCCCGCGCAUCGCUUCGCUCUCCGUAUGCCCUUUGCCUUCUCAUCCGUCAUGCUGCUAAAUUGGCAGAAGAAGAUGAAACCGAUGCAGCCGAAAGUUUAAUGACUUUUAUUGAAUCUUGUUUAAGGCAUAAAUCUGAGAUAGUAAUUUAUGAAGCCGCUCAUGCACUUGUCAAUUUAAAUAAGACGACGAAUGGUCUUAGUAAUGCAGUUUCUGUUCUGCAAUUAUUUUGCACUUCUUCGAAAGCUACAUUGCGCCUCGCUGGUGCCCGCACACUAGCUAAAUUGGCGGCUAAGCACCCGAAUGCUGUUGCCGAUUGUGCUGUGGAUUUGGAAAAUUUAAUUUCAGAUCCUAAUCGCUCUGUAGCUACAUUAGCAGUCACUACUCUUCUUGCCACAGGUGCGAAAAGCUCUAUCGAUCGUUUAAUAAAACAAAUACCAGGAUUUCUGUCUGAGAUAUCGGAUGAUUUUAAAAUUGUUGUGGUUCAAGCAAUCCGACGCCUGUGCUCAAAAUUUCCAAGCAAACAUCAAUCUUUUUCAACCGUUUUGUCGGACAUGCUAAGAGAAGAAGGAGGUCUUCAAUAUAAAACAGCUAUUGCUGAUGCUAUCAUAUCAUUAGUUGAAGAAAAUCUAGAUGCAAAAGAAACAUGUUUGGCUCAUCUUUGCGAGUUUAUUGAGGAUUGUGAGCACUCAUCCUUAGCUGUGCGCAUUUUGCAUGUUCUCGGUCGUGAGGGACCCAAAGCUCGUCAACCGUCAAGGUACAUUAGGUACAUUUAUAACAGAGUGAUAUUGGAAGCUGGUGCAGUUCGUGCUGCUGCUGUAUCGACAGUAGCUCGUUUUGGAGCCACCCGACCAGAACUUCUUCCUAACGUAAGGGUCUUAUUGGCUCGUUGUCAAUUGGACGACGAAGAUGAAGUUCGGGAUCGAGCUAUUUACUAUAGCGCUAUUUUAGAUUCGGAGAAUCCGCAACUGAUCAACGACUAUAUUAUUAAUGUGCCGAUCCCUAAUCCAGUGCUCCUAGAAAAGGCACUGAAUGAUUACCUCAAUUCUACACCAGAAGAACCAUUUAACAUUGCCUCAGUACCAUCUGUGGAAGACCCACAAGAAACCAAAGACGCUUUAAUAGAAAUUGAAACGUGUAAGUUACCAAUAAUAUCGCGCGAGGAAAAAUAUGCCGAAGAAUUGAACGUUGUUCCUGGCAUUGAAAAACUUGGGCCCAUAUUUAAAACUUGCGAAAGUGUCGAUUUGACUGAGCCUGAAACAGAAUAUCGUGUGCGUUGCGUGAAGCACAUCUUUGAGCGCCACAUAAUUUUACAGUUUGAAUGUUUGAAUACACUUAGCAACAUGCUUUUAGAAAAUGUACAUAUUCGCUUGGAUUCUAUCUCUGGAUAUAAAUUCUUAUGUGAAGUUCCUUGUGGUCAAUUAGUGUUUGACAAACAAGAUAGUAUUUUCUGUUUAUUGGAAUUCCCUGAAAGCCCUAUAGAAACACUGGGCUCAUUUGGCGCAGUACUAGAAUUUGUUUGUGUUGAUUGCGAUCCAACUACUGGUUUACCUGAUGGCAGCGAAGGCUAUGCUGAUACAUAUCCACUAGAAGACGUGGAAGUUGCAUGUGCGGAUCAAUUUAGGGCAAGAGCUGCUACUAAUGAUUGGGAAGCUUCUUGGGAACGGGCUGCUUCUUCAGCUGAAGCUUGUGACACGUUCGGACUAUCUCAAAGAGACGUCAGUGAAGCUACCAUUGCUGUUUGUGAACACUUAGGUUUACCGAAAUCUGCAAUUAGUGGAGACGCUGUGAAAGAGAUCCGCGGUGGAGGUUUAUGGCGAGGUGGUGCACCUAUUCUUAUAAGAGCUCGUUUGGUGGCUGCGCAAGGAGCAGUCACUAUGCAGCUGACGGCUCGCUCAACCCGGGUGGAUAUUGCUACUUUAUUAUUGGCAGCAAUAGGUUAAUUAUACACGUAUACGGUUUUUAUUUUAUAUCUGACUACCUUGCUGUGCCUUCUUUUUACCGAAUUUUCUAUUUGUAGUAAUCAAUGAAAUUUCUUCAAGGGCCGUCGGCUACUGUUCGGACGGUACUGCAAGGCAUUAUGCAGGAAAACGACCUGGCAAUCCACCAGUGGUGGUCACUGUCGCCCAUGGACACAUGCAGCACAAAGUAUUACGCUACAAAUCGACAUAACAUUAUGAUUGUUAGAUUUCAAUGUCGCUGGUUGUUGGUGCCAGGUUUUUCUCUUAUAUAAUUUGUUGAUGCGUUGCAUUAAAAUCCCUUACCAUGCUAUGCCCUCAGUGGCGGCCCCAGUCCUACUACAACUAAGCUAACAAUGGUGUCGAUUCUAGCAUGAUUCUCUAAACCUAAACUUGACAAUAGUGUAUGUAUGUGUAUGUCUUUAUCUAUACAGAGUGAAAAGGAGAGACUGAUGUUAAAUUUAGGUUUAACUAUAGAGAAUCAUACCAUAAUUGACACCAAUGAAGACAAAUUUUACCACAGCUAUUUGUAAACUGUUUUCUAUUUGUAAAUAUUUUGAAAUCCAAUUGGUGACAAUAUUAGCGUUUUGGUAAAUUAGAAUAUCUUUAAUUAAAAUAAGUCAGUAUAAGAAAGAUUUCGUAUAUUAAAUAAUUAUUGAAGUUGUUAUCCAUUAUAUAUGUUACAAUUAUUGUUUGUAACAUAUUUGUGUUGCUAAGAUACCAAAGACUUUAUAUUAUUUAUAAAAUAGGAAAACUUUCACUGACUAUGUUAUUAUGUUUAUUAAGAAAACUAUGUCUUAUUGAAUAAGUAUCAUUACUGUAAUACAAUUUAAUAAUCAAGUUAACUGGGGAAUGGUACAACCGCCCUAAUGUUGUAAUAUCAAUAAAUUAGAUAGAUGUUAUCACAUAGUUGUUUCAGUAAUUCGAU
Messenger RNA from Chilo suppressalis (striped riceborer), 3603 nucleotides. NCBI's taxonomy places the organism in Eukaryota, Metazoa, Arthropoda, Insecta, Lepidoptera, Crambidae. The record is from the annotation of a GenBank genome assembly.